Molecule: messenger RNA, 222 nt
Organism: Clonostachys rhizophaga
Lineage: Eukaryota; Fungi; Ascomycota; Sordariomycetes; Hypocreales; Bionectriaceae
Source: the annotation of a GenBank genome assembly
AUGGAUUCCAACUCCAACGCUUCGGGAAGUGCGCCGACCGCCUCCUCUUCUUACUCCCAACAGUCGCCCAGCUCGACGAGCAUCCCCGUGCCCGCCCCCUCGCAGGCUAAGGCUCCGUCAACUGACCCCUUCCUCAAGGACUUUACCCUUGUUGCGGAGGCAGCAAAGCGGGCACAGGUCGCAGUCAUGGUACGCGACUUCGAGGAGUGUGGCUUCUUCUAA